Molecule: messenger RNA, 5007 nt
Organism: Misgurnus anguillicaudatus (oriental weatherfish)
Lineage: Eukaryota; Metazoa; Chordata; Actinopteri; Cypriniformes; Cobitidae
Source: RefSeq, a predicted model, not a curated record
UUUGAGAAAGAGAGAGAUUCGCUACUUUCAUUCGGCUCACUGAGGUUUCAUCUCGCAGCACGAGAGUCGGUCUGUCUAUCUAUCUGUCAUCUGUUACCUGAUGAAGAUGAUGAUGAUGAUGCUCACCUGUCUGCUCGGAUUGCUGGUGUGCGGCACUCAAGCUGUGCUUCAGGUGUCAAUAUCCCUCAAUAAAGUGGAACUGAGUGUUGGAGAGUCCAAAUUCUUCACCUGCACAGCCAUUGGUGAGCCAGUGAGCAUAAACUGGUUUAACCCUCAAGGUGAGCGAGUCAUCUCAAACCAGCGAGUGGUUGUGCAUACAGAAGGUGUGCGAUCUCGACUAACCGUCUAUAACGCUAUCAUCGAGGAUGCUGGGAUCUAUCGCUGUCAGGCUGCGGAUGCCACAGGACAAACUCAAGAGGCUACAGUCGUGUUAGAGAUCUACCAGAAGUUGACGUUUCGUGAAGUGAAGACACCGCAGGAGUUUCGUCAGAAUGAGGAUGCCGAGGUCAUCUGUGAUGUCAUCAGCUCACCUGUACCUGCUGUCUCCUGGUUCUACAAGAACAGAGAAAUCACAUCUGAUUCCAACAACAAACUCCAAGUGCUGCCCAACAACAACCUCCAGAUCCUGAAAGUGACCAAAGCAGAUGAGGGUGUGUACCGCUGUGAGGCGCGAGUGGAGGCGCGGGGAGAGAUUGAUUUCCGGGACAUUGUUGUGUUGGUCAAUGUUCCUCCGGUUCUGAUCGUACCACAACAAACCUUCAAUGCCACAGCGGAUUAUCAGGAGUCAGUCACCUUCACCUGUAUCACAUCAGGCUCACCUGACCCUCAGGUUACCUGGUACUGGAAAGGUCAUGUGAUUGAACGCUCAGAGCAGUAUGUGUUAAACUCUCUGGAUGGAGGAAGAAGCACACUGAUGGUUAAAAACAUCCGGCAGGGGGACGGUGGACCCUACACAUGCAGAGCCAGCAACAAAGCCGGGAGCAUCGAGGGUCAACUCUUCCUUAAAGUCUUUGUUCAGCCUCACAUCACACAGUUACGUAACGUGACAGCGGUGGAGGGCAGCGCUGCUAUGAUCUCCUGUACGGCUGAAGGUGAACCAGUGCCUGAGAUCUCAUGGAGAAGAGCCAGUGAUGGACAAACAUUCAGAGAUGGAGAUAAGAGUCAGGACGGUCGUGUGGAGGUGCGCGGACGUCACGGGAAAUCCAUGUUGACCAUCAGCAACGUACGGCUCUCAGAUUGGGGUCGAUUCGACUGCGAGGCCCUCAGCAGGAUCGGAGGCCAUCAGAAAAGCAUGUUCCUGGAUAUCGAGUAUGCACCGAAGUUUCAGACCAGUCAGACGAUCUUCUACUCAUGGGAGGGAAACCCAGUGAACAUCAGCUGUGAUGUGAGAUCUAAUCCUCCAGCGACGAUGCUUUGGAGAAGAGAUCGAUUUACCAUCUCCAGUCAGGGCACCAGCAACAUACAGAUCCACACUGCAGAGGGACGAUCACUUCUAGAGGUCACUCCAGUGUCCGACAGGGAUUUUGGACGCUACAACUGCACAGCCAGAAACAACAUCGGCGCUCGAUAUCAGGAGUUUAUAUUAGCACAGGCAGAUGUUCCUUCAAACCCGACCUCUGUCAGGUUGACCGCUGUAUCUCAGCGUCUCGCUACUGUCACCUUCAUAAAGCCUGACUCACAUGGAGGCGUGCCCAUCAGUUAUUACAUCAUCAACUACAGAGACACGACCUCACCUGAUUGGAGGACAGUGAGAUCACAUGGUGUUCAGACUAUGGUGGUUCUGGCGAACCUGGAGCCCAACACCACAUAUGAGGUGAGAGUGGCGGCGGUGAACGGAAAAGGUCAAGGAGAGUUCAGUCGAUCGGACGUCUUCCAGACGUUACCCAUCCGUGAGCCGAGUCCUCCUACAGUACACGGACAGAGAGGUGUCGGGAAAGCGUACAGACUCGGUCUAAUGAAACAGGAUGAUGGUGGAAUGCCCAUCGUCGAGUACAUCGUCAAAUAUAAAACGGAUAAGGAGGAACAGUGGAUGACUAAGUUGGUUCCCGGUCUGAACGACUAUGCCGUUUUACAGCCGCUUCAGUGGAACACGCGCUACAACGUGGAGAUCACAGCACGCAAUCUGAAAGGCCUGUCAGAACCCACUUUCUUUCAGUUCCUCAUGCCUCAGAAACCUGACAUCACAGCAGAUUCACUGUUCAAUGGUCUCGGUCUGGGCGCUGUGGUGGGUUUGGGUGUAGCCGGUCUUCUUCUGCUGCUGGUGUUGGUGGACGUCAGUUGUUUUUUCCUGCGUCAGUGUGGACUUCUCAUGUGCAUCAGUCGCAAGUUCUGCAGCAAGAAAACAACCACCAGCGGCAAGAGCAAAGAGAUGGAGGAGGGAAAAGCAGCUUAUCUGAAACUCCCACUAAAGGAAGAAAAUGGUAAAGACGUCCUGAAGCCGGAUUUAAUCGAGAUCAAAGUGCGCGGUGACAACAGCCUUCACACAAAACACGACGACAGUAAAGCAUAAUGGAGGCCGUGCUGAACAUUCCCAGCCCAUUCAAACUAAGAACAAAACCAGAAAAGAAAAAAUAUGAAAAGAGAAUCCUUCAGAUUGGAUGAAUAAUGAAGAUAUGGGCGUGUAAAUAUGUUGAAAUAUUAAGAGGGACAGAGUUGAGUUUUUUGUGAUAAAUCUAUGAUGGUCUUUGUAUUCAAGGCUCCAGCACUUUGGGUUGCCGUUUUUGUCUUUGGCCUUUUUUUCGUGUUUUGAUGGCAUCAUGAAGAUCUCCUGCAGCGGCGUCCUGACACAACCCAACGGAUUUAAAGAUUUUUCUUCUCUUUUCCAGGCAUGUCGAGUAAAAAUCGAGUCCACUGAGAUGUCUGACUAUGUCGUCUUAUAAAGUCUUGAUUCUUUCAGAUUCUGGCCAUCUUCAGCUACGUGUCGGGUCUUUCAGUGUUUUUCUAGAAGUGUGGAGAAUUUCACCCGAUGAAAUUAUGGUUUGAAUUCACAGCCUGCCUUUAUUCGGUUUUUCAGCCCUCUGAGACCGAACAUCUCUAUUGGGUUUUCUUAUAUACUCUUGAUAAUUUCAUCUGCUGGCCGUCACAUCCUUCAGACUUCUUCAUCAAGUGUUUGUAGCAGCUGUGAUCUUUGAAGAAACACAGAGGAGUCAAAGCAAAAUCCUGGCAAAACUUUCAGUUGUAAAUUGAGUUGAUAGUUUCAACUUUGACUGCCAUGACGUCAGGUGAAAUCUAGUUAACUGUAUGCAUGAGUGUGUAUGUGAGUAUGGCCAGAAAUAUACUGUACUCCACACAAAUCAAGACAUGAACACUUAGUAAGCUACAUUUACAUGACAAGGAUGUGGUCAAUACUGAGUUUUCUCUUUGCAUUUUUUUCUGUACGACAACAAAGUCAGAAAGAUACAUGUUUACACAAAUAUGCAAAAACCAAUAGUAUUAAAUGUGGCAGGCCAGUAGAUGGCGAUGUUACUUUGUAAAGAAACACUACACGCCUCCGCACAUACCCAUUCUUCUACAGAGCGAUAAAUACAAACAAUCAAGGCGACAAAAGCAUCGAUCAGUCUUGUGUAGACGGACGAUGAGGUAGAUUUAUUACUACAAGUGACCCUGGACUAUAAAUCACUUAAAAUGAUGUAAACUUUGUUGAAGAUGGAUUAAUAAACUCAGUAUCUUGAGCAUCACUAAACAAGUAAAAAAAUCUGCCAAUGGGGUGAGAAAAAGAAAUCUUAAAUUAGUUUACUUUUUUUCUUAGUCACUUAAUUCAAGAAACGUUUUCUCACCCCAUUGGCAGAUAUUUUUUGCUUGUUAUAAGAACAAAUUUACUUAAAUUGUAUGGUUUUUUUUGUCUAAAAACUAGACUCAUUUUCUUAGGUCAUUUUGCACAUCUUGAUUUAAGAAUAUUUUGAUAUUUUUUUCUACUGAAAACAAGACAAAAAUACAAAGAAAGUCAUUAUUUGCAGUGUGUAUUUGAGUGAUGAUGUGCAAUAUGUUUCUGGUCACUGUUUGCCAGCUGAACCGUGCACUUGAGUUAUUAUAUUUAUUAUAUUUUACUAUAGUUUAUAUCUGUUUGUACAUACAUGAGUUUGUUGUAGUCUUAAUGUAUAACAAGUGUUCAUGAAAAUCAAAUAAAGAUCAGGUCGACUCUUUUCUGUAAGAUUCAUAAAGGCAUCACUGAGCAAAUCUGAACAUUUAUUGUUAAAACCUUAUCUGUAUUAAGAUAUUGAAUGCAAAAAAAUCAUGCGUUUUUACUUGCCUAUUAUUAAUAAUUAUAAUAUUUUGUGGGAUUUAUUUCGAUAAGAUUAAACUUGUAGUAUGACAACCCUGGCAAGAGAUGACAGUAUGUGCGCUGGUUUAACACUGGAAGUUAAGUUAGUAAUGUGUUGUUAUUUUGCACUUUUAACAGAUGUGAGAAACAUCUCUUAUGUAUUCUGUAUUUGAUCCGUGUCUCUAUGCCGAAAAAUCAAGAGGAAACGUGUAUCAAGUUAAACUAAACUGGAAUUUUCUCACAUUAGGCGGCCAAAACAAAUCAAUGAAGUAAAUGUUGUUUGUGUGACAGAGAGACUGAAUCAUCUGACAUGAUAAUAAUCACCUGUAGUUUUGGUCACUGCAAAGAAAAACUCAAUUCAGUUAUCAUAAAUUCAGACAUAUAUUAUAUUUAUAAUAAAGAAUGAUGUAAAACACAGUUUGUUGCAGGUAGAGGAUAUUUAUACAUUUCAGUUCCUUCAGCUGAAUUAAUAAGAUUUUAUUUUCUGAACAUUUGAAAACAAUCAUUCUGAUAUAUUAUAUAUUCAUUGUAUCAUAAACACUCACACACAUAAUUCUAAUGAAUUUCUGUUCUAUGCAUAAUUUAAGUAAGAUCUCUCAUGUGACUCUGUUUGAUGUUAUAACUCUGAUCUUCUGUGUAUAUCAGGCUUUUGGUUAACAGGGAACAACAGAAAUCACUGUUAACGCUGUAUUUUACACUUGUAAAUAAAUGUGUCCUGUUAUGAGAAAUUCUCACUUUUUUUGUCA